Parnassius mnemosyne (clouded apollo) is the source of this 408-nucleotide messenger RNA. The record is from the annotation of a GenBank genome assembly. Lineage: Eukaryota; Metazoa; Arthropoda; Insecta; Lepidoptera; Papilionidae.
AUGUCCGAACUCAGAAAUACUCGUACUGUGAAUAGCUUAAAUCCCAAAAAAGCUCCGGGGCCAGAUGGGUUCACAGCGGAGAUUUGCUCUAGGUCGAUAGCUGCUAAUGAAGAGGUUUUUCUAGAAAUUCUAAACAAGUGCCUAGAACUAUCAUAUUUCCCCACCCCAUGGAAGGAAGCUGCAGUGGUUGUUCUGAGAAAACCUGGAAAAACUGAUUAUGCUCAAGCUAAAUCAUACCGGAGACUAGGAUUGUUGCCUACUUUAGGAAAGAUAAUGGAAAAAAUGAUGGUUAAAAGGAUCCGUUGGCACAUUCUUCCUCGGACUAAUUGCAGGAAGUAUAGCUUCAUACCACAAAAAUGCACUGAAGACGCUCUUUUCGUAAAGAGCGUCUUCAGUGCAUUUUUGUGA